Molecule: messenger RNA, 366 nt
Organism: Brassicogethes aeneus
Lineage: Eukaryota; Metazoa; Arthropoda; Insecta; Coleoptera; Nitidulidae
Source: the annotation of a GenBank genome assembly
AUGAUAGCCUCGAAGGGUUUUGCGGAAAAAAUGAAAAAUGAUUUUGUUACAUCGAAUUGUUUUCAUCCUGGAAUGAUGAAUUCCGAAUUCCUAUUAAAGACGAAGGGUGAGAUGAAGUUUGAGGAUUUUAUUAAACCUUUUGCAAAGAAGAUAUUAAAUGUCGUAACAAAGCCUAUUGACGAUGGAGCAAAACUGGGAGUCCACUUAUCAACAUCGGAAAAACUAGAAAAAACCACAGGAAAAUAUUUCGACAACUACCAAAUCCACGAGCAACCUUCAGGUCUAAACGACACGAAUUUUUGUCGAAAAAUAUGGACAGCAAGUGAACAAUACGUAAACAUGACACAAGAAGAAAAACUACCAUAA